AUGGCGAAAGAUAGGUUAUCAAAGGAAUAUGAAGAUGGAGUUGAGAGUUUUAUUGAAAUAGCCUUGAAAAAUACAGUGGAUCCUAAGAGAGUUCAUUGUCCAUGUCAAAAGUGUUCUAAUUUGAAAAAAUUGGAUAUAAAGGAAAUAAAAAAUCAUUUGUAUUUCAAUGGAAUAGACAAAACUUAUGUUAAGUGGAUAUGGCAUGGAGAACAAGUUGAGUCUACCCCCAAAGUACACAAUGAAAAUAAAGAAUUUACUCAAGUGUUUGAUGACCCUAUAGAGAUGGUGAGAGAUGCAGUUGAUCGAUUUGUGGAUAGGCUAGAAGAAUUUGUAAAGUUCUUAGGAGAUGCAGAGAAACCAAUUUUUCCAGGGUCACCUUUGUCAAAGUUGGUUGUUUUGGUAAAAUUAUACAAUUUAAAAGCUGGUAGUGGUUGGAGUGACAUAAGUUUCACAAAGUUGCUUGAUUUGAUGAAGGAGAUUUUACCAAAAGACAAUGAGAUGCCUUCUUCCCUUUAUGAGGCGAAAAAAACUCUGUGCACUUUAGGAAUGGAUUAUAAAAAGAUACAUGCCUGCCCUAAUGAUUGUGUUUUAUACCGCAACAAUUUAGAAAAUGCAACCGAGUGCCCUACGUGCAAGACAUCGAGAUGGAAGAGAGGUAAAGAAGGAAAAGAAGGUAAGAAAGGGAUUCCAGCUAAAGUAUUAUGGUAUUUUCCACCGAUACCAAGAUUUAUACGUUUGUUUCGGAAUCCAGAACAUGCUAAAAGUUUAAGAUGGCAUGAGCAUGGAAGGAUCAAAGAUGAUUUAUACCGCAACAAUUUAGAAAAUGCAACCGAGUGCCCUACGUACAAGACAUCGAGAUGGAAGAGAGAACAUGCUAAAAGUUUAAGAUGGCAUGAGGAUGGAAGGAUAAAAGAUGAUAAACUAAGACAUCCAGCAGAUUCAUUAGCUUGGAAAACUAUCGAUGAGAAAUGGCCUGUAAUAAAAAAGGAUCCUAGGAAUCUUCGACUUGGUCUUUCAGCUGAUGGCAUCAAUCCAUUUAGCAAUAUGAGCUCGUCUUACAGAAGUAAACAACCUGGAAAUGAUAUAGACGUCUAUUUGGCACCGUUGAUAGAUGAUUUAAAGUUGUUGUGGGAUGGAGUGGAUUGUUAUGAUUCUUUUAGUAAAGAAAGUUUUAUACUGAGAGGGUUACUUUUAUGGACAAUUAAUGAUUUUCCAGCUUAUGGAAACUUGUCGGGGUGUUAUGUUAAGGGUUAUAAAGGAUGUACAAUAUGUGGGGAGAAAACAAGCGCAACAAGAUUGAAGUUUUGUAAAAAGACUUGUUACAUGGGGCAUAGAAGGUUUCUACCUACAGAGCAUUAUCUUCGUAAUCAAAUGAAAGCCUUUAAUGAUAAGCAAGAACUACAAGGACCUCCACCAAUAAUGACUGGUGAAGAGAUUUAUGAAGAGAUUCGUUUGAUAAAUAAUAGAUUCAGAAAACCAGUCACAAAUACCGAAGAAUGUGAAGACAUUGAAAGUAGGGUCAAAUCAAAGGGUAAAAGUAAGAUGAGUAAGAAACGAAAACGUAGCAAGAAACAUCAAGUGAGCAAUGAUGAUUCUUUGAAUACUACAUGUUGGAAAAAGAAAUCAAUUUUUUUUUGA
Molecule: messenger RNA, 1638 nt
Organism: Humulus lupulus (European hop)
Lineage: Eukaryota; Viridiplantae; Streptophyta; Magnoliopsida; Rosales; Cannabaceae
Exons: 3
Coding region: 1-1638 (545 amino acids)
Source: RefSeq, a predicted model, not a curated record